AUGACAGAACGGUGUCAACUGUUUAUAAGCAAGUGUUUGGUAACAGAAUCAAAUAUAUUUGAUGGUGGAGUUCUAGUAAAUCGUAAUGGAGUCAUUGAUAAAGUUUUAAGCAGAAGUGAAGCUAACGAUUUGAUUGCGGAGAAGGGAGACAAUAUUGAAGUGAUUGAUGGUGGAGAAUGGGCGCUUAUAGCAGGCAUUGUAGACUCCCAUGUGCACGUGAACGAACCAGGUCGGACUGCCUGGGAGGGCUUCCGCAGCGCCACCAAUGCUGCAGCAGCUGGAGGCAUUACUACAAUCGUCGACAUGCCGCUGAAUUCAAUUCCGCCGACUACGACAUUAGAUAACUUAAAACUAAAGGCUAACUCAGCUGCAGGUCAUGUUUAUGUUGACGUAGGAUUUUGGGGAGGAGUUAUCGUUGGAAAUCAGGACUCAUUGGGAGAUUUGGUUAAAGCUGGAGUAGUAGGGUUCAAAUGCUUUUUAUGUCCGAGUGGCGUUGAUGAGUUCCCCAAUGUGGGAGCUAAAGACUUGGAAUUAGCUUUUAAAGCUCUUGAGGGCACUGGAUCAGUUUUAGCAUUUCAUGCGGAGCUUGAAGAUGAUUCUCCCAGUGCUGAGAAAAAAAUUUAUCAAGAUCCUGAGGAAUAUAAAACUUAUCUCGAGUCACGACCACCAACGAUGGAACUAAACGCCAUUAACCUUGUAACGAAUUUCGUGGAAAAAACAGAUGUCCGAGUGCACAUAGUACAUGUGUCAUCUUCUUCAGUUGUGCCUCUUCUGGAAAAGGCGCGCGCUGCACGUAUUUCUAAAGGCAACCCAGCGUGGCGCGGCGGGGUGACUGCUGAAACUUGUCACCACUAUCUUAAUCUCAGCGCUGACGAGAUUCCAAGAGGACAUAGUGAAUAUAAAUGUGCACCGCCCAUACGAGAUGUCGAUAAUAAGGAAAAACUGUGGAAAUAUUUGUUAGAAGAUAAGCUGGACAUGGUUGUAUCGGAUCAUUCGCCUUGCACUCCUGAUCUUAAGUGUAGCAACAAUUUAGAAGCUUGGGGAGGAAUUUCUUCUGUGCAGUUUGGUCUGUCAUUAUUUUGGACGCAAGCAAGUGCGCGAGGUUUAGAUUUGAAGUCAAUAACAAAGUACUUAAGCGUCGGGCCAGCACACUUGUGCGGAUUACAAAAUCGCAAAGGAUCAAUUAAACCUGGUCUAGAUGCUGAUUUUGUAUUUUUUGAUCCAAAUGACAGCUUCAUUGUCACCUCCGACAUUAUCCGCCAUAAGAACAAGCUAACACCUUACAUCGGAAAAGAACUUAAAGGUGUUAUUAAGAAAACUUACCUUCGCGGUCAGUUAAUAUAUGCUGACGGAAACAUCGUUGGACAGCCUAAAGGAAAACUUUUAUUGAAAGAUUUGCCU
Molecule: messenger RNA, 1401 nt
Organism: Brenthis ino (lesser marbled fritillary)
Lineage: Eukaryota; Metazoa; Arthropoda; Insecta; Lepidoptera; Nymphalidae
Source: the annotation of a GenBank genome assembly